GUCUCGAGAAAGAGAGAAACAAAUACAACACCGACAUUCUAGCCGACAUUGUUAAGCCGCUAAAGGAAAAAUUGUUGUUGUUAUUGUUUGGAGUUAACGCUAGAGUUAACGUGAACCAAUCGAACAGCGAUUGACUGGCCAUAUCUAGGGCCAUAUUUGUUGACGUUGGAGCAUAAAACCUAGCAUAAAACAUUGUGUUUUUAUUUGUGAGUCAACCAUUCGACCCGACGAACGACGUAUCGUAUCUGGAUUUCAUAAAUAACAGCGUUACGGGCAGCAGUAGAUCUAGCAGUUGAUACAGAGGAUUCAUUUCAAGCCGAUUCCAACUGUGACGCCGCACACUAGGCCGCACAUCAAAUGCUAGAUCAAAUGUUAAUGACAAAUAACGUAUGUAAAUUGUACACAAUUUGAGUGACGAAGAGAAGAAGCGAAGAAAGAAAAGAAAAGAAAAAAACCUAGAAAAGAACAGAGGACAAACGCUGCUCGUGGCCGCUGAUACACAAAUAAUCAAAUCGUGAUAUUCAAAUACCAAAGUGUUGUUACAUAUACAUUUUUUUUGUUCGUUGCUGCGCGCACGUAGAACCUAGCGUAGAACAGCAUUUAAAAAAAACGAAUAAGACACACACAGAAAGAGAGCAAGAUAGAGAGGCACGUGAGACAAGAAUCGACACGAUGAAUUGCUAAUUUCAUGACAAUUAACACGCCGAUUACCGAAGAGGGAAAUACGUUGGGAACAGAGAGGAAAGCUAGGAGGAACGAGCCGAGAAAAAAUCGCCGAGAAAAAUAAGGAAGGAACGGAAAGGCCUUGGACGCGCACAACGAGACUGAAGCUACGACUGAAGUGAACACACUGUGCUGCAAAACACACAAACAACCUAGCAAACAACACACAAUAUCAUUAGACAAUUCCAAUAGCACAAACCGGCAAUACUCUCUAGCUGAACGGAGUAAGACGACACAAAUUGCCGUUGAAUUACUCUCUGUAAAACAGGUGACAACAACUAAUUCUAUUUCAUAUUCUGAACGGACCCACUGAUUACCAAAAGCCUAGCCAAAAGCGGCUUUUUUUUCAAGUGCAUUGUGCAUCGAAAUUGCAAAAUAAAUCCAACAAUAGGUGAACAAAUUCAUAUCAAAUCGCAGCUGUUUACAGACGGCUCUAGAGAUGGCUGCGACUACACCUGCGACCAUUGGUAUUGAUUUGGGCACGACAUACUCCUGCGUCUCUAUUUUUGAAAAUGGGAAACCCAGAGUUAUUGCCAACGAUAAAGGCCUACUCACAACGCCAUCGUACGUAGCCUUUACUAAGAAAGAACGUCUCAUCGGUGAUGAUGCCAAAAAACAGAUUGGCAUGAACCCCAAAAAUACAGUCUUUGGCAUCAAGCGUAUAAUCGGCCGUAAAUUCGAUGAUCCAGUCAUUCAACAAGACAUUACAGACUGGUCAUUCGUUGUGAAAAAUAUUGACCAAAAGAUGAAAGUCGAGGUUGAAUACCAAGGCGAGGUGAUGCAACUCUUCCCAGAACAGAUUUCGGCAAUGGUUUUGAAAAAACUGAAGGACGCCGCUGAUGCGAAUAUGCGUAUGAAACACACCGACGCCGUCAUUACAGUUCCAGCAUAUUUCACAGAUUCACAACGUCAGGCUACUCUCAAUGCCGGAAGAAUUGCUGGUUUGAAUGUAAAGCGCCUUUUAAAUGAACCGACUGCUGCCGCCUUAGCGUAUGGCAUCGGUAAGAUUGAACAAGACACCCCUCAAAAAAUCCUCAUUUUCGAUUUAGGGGGUGGAACGUUCGAUGUGAGCAUUCUGACGGUAUAUGAAGGCAAUUUUGAAGUAGAAGCAGUUGAUGGUGACAGUCACUUGGGUGGUGAAGAUUUCGACAAUCUUUUGGUCAACGAGUUCGUGGAAGAAUUUCAAAAGCAGCUCAAUGAAAAUCUGCGUUCCGAUGAGAAGGCAAUGAAUCGUUUACGCAAAGAAUGCGAAGAGGCGAAGAAGACGUUGUCAACCGCGUUCAACGCACAACCCCUGCACCACACUAACAAAACAAAGUAAAACACGAAUUUGCGAUGAGCGCAUUCGGUGAAGUUCAUUUCAAUUCUUUUCGUCGUUAGACGCACUCAUGAACGCGACGAAUCGAACGCAUCAACAAUGUUCCGUAAUGAAAGAAACAUUUUUUAAUCAUAAAAUUGAUGUUUAUCACGUGC
Molecule: messenger RNA, 2196 nt
Organism: Sitodiplosis mosellana (orange wheat blossom midge)
Lineage: Eukaryota; Metazoa; Arthropoda; Insecta; Diptera; Cecidomyiidae
Product: heat shock 70 kDa protein 1-like
Exons: 5
Coding region: 1163-2044 (293 amino acids)
Biological process (GO): protein refolding; cellular response to unfolded protein
Cellular component (GO): cytoplasm
Molecular function (GO): heat shock protein binding; ATP-dependent protein folding chaperone; misfolded protein binding
Source: RefSeq, a predicted model, not a curated record